GGCUGUUGAUUCCAUUAAUAGAACUGCAGCAAGGUACUAUUUGCUCUCGUUCGCUGGCUCAGCCGGAUCGGGGCUCAGAAAUUUGAGGACGAACUAGCAGCGGGAUUGGUCGAGGCAAUUUGAUUGACUUGAUCGCGGUAUGACGGUGAAGACGAUGAUGAGAUUCUCCUCGCCGUCGCAGGAAAAGAUGCGGCGGCGGCGGCGAAAGUUCAAGGUUGUCGUGAGCGUGGAGGCCGUCGAGGGCUUGCCCCCUGCCCUCCCGGGGGCAGGUGCGGCGGCGGCGGCGGUUGAGUUCGAGUGGAGGCGGCGGCUGCCCGUGGUCGCCGGCGCGCUCUCCUUUCUCGUGGGAAGGAAGAGGGCGGAAAGAGGGAUUACGUCGAGAAGGAUGGUGGAGGCGGGAUUAGAGUUCGCUGCCGCUCGUUGGGGCGACGAUGACGAGGCGAGCCGGUUCGAGAAUGUGUGCCGGUUUCGUGAAUCCGAUCUGGUAGCCGGGCCGAUCGUCGGGUUCGAUUCUGGUAGAGCGUGGAAUGUCUCCUUUUCCGUCCUAUAUGGAAAUAGUGAUGAUGGAGUUAAGGCCAAGGAACUUGAAAGAAUCGGGACAGCAACGGCAAACCUAGUAGAAUGGGUUAGGGAAUCCUUAUCCCAUGAAACAGGUGAAAGGGCAGAAGGGAAGAAGGAACUGAAGAAGCAACUUCCCAUCAUCUUAAAAACGGACAGCUUGUCAAGCUAUGGGAUGCUUUAUGUUACUCUCAGUUUCAUAGAGGUGAGUCCUGGCAGCGUAACACGGAGCGCAUCAGUCAAUGCAGAAAAAACAAAAAUGGAACGAAUGGAGAGACAAAUUGAGAGAUCCAAUUCAGGAAGCUCUGACCGAGGAAAUACGGAUGAUGAUGAUGAUAUAUUGGCAGUCGAGAGUAAUCAGAAUCACACUGCUAGCAGCAGCGGAAGAACAAGCCCAGAGUCAGAAUCAACUUCAAAGGGAUGGUUCAGCUGGCGUAAGAAGAUUAAAAGUAGUGUUUCAUAUAGGGACCUUGAGGGAGAAAACAAAAGAACUUCCUUAUCUCAGGAACUGUUUUUCUCUGAUAACAGCAAAGAAGCAUCGUUGAAGGUAUCUAGUCAAGAAGAUAUCGAUCCCAUUGGUAUAUGGACAAGUGAAGAGUUUAUGAGCAGGGACAAGCAAACAAAACUCAAAGCUCUGACAUUCUUCGCUUCCAUCGAUCAGAGAGAUCCAACUGCUGGAGGAGAGAGUGCUUGCACAGCAAUCGUCGCAGUGAUUGCAAAUGCCCUCCACAAAAACGAACUGAAUACUCCAACAAGAUCAGAGUUUGAUGCACUUAUUAGAGAAGGUUCAUCGGAGUGGCAAAAGUUAUGCAACAACAAGUCGUACAUUGAACAAUUUCCGAACAAGCACUUCGAUCUCGAGACCAUACUGGAAGCAAAAACAAGGCCGAUAUCCAUUUUGCAUGACAAAUCUUUCAUAGGAUUCUUUCAACCAGAGAGUUUCAAAUCUUUGCAUGGCUUAAUGUCAUUCAAUGACGUUUGGGCUGAGAUAGUAAAUGACAUCGGAACAGAUAGUAAGGUCUACAUUGUGAGUUGGAACGAUCACUUCUUCAUCCUCAAGUUGGAAACAGAUGCAUACUACAUCAUGGACACACUGGGAGAGAGACUACAUGAAGGAUGUCAGCAAGCUUAUAUUUUAAGAUUCGACGAUACAACAGAGAUGUACCGGUGUUGUGAAGAGAACAAGGGGACUGAAGACAAUGAAGAGAUAAUCUGUAGAGGGAGAGACUGUUGCAAAGAGUACAUAAAUAGAUUUUUAGCUGCUAUACCAUUGCAGGAGGAGUUGGAGCUGGAAAAGAAAGGGAUCGAAACCAACACAGCACUUCACCAGAGGUUGCAGAUCGAGUUCCAUUUGACAGACUCUUCAAUGAGUUGGCAGCCAUUUGAGUUGUAAUGAUUGUUGGACUGGCACAGUAAUGGCUCCAUGGACGACACAGGGAGAAACAACAUUACUAGGGAUAUAGAUUCGAUUGACAAAGAUAUAGAUUGGAAGUGACACACAUGUACAGAACACCAAAUAUAUACUCUUUGGACACAAUUUGUAGAAGAGCAGAGGGGCAACCACAUUGAAGUAGUGGUUAUGUACAUAAAUAAAUCCUCUUCUUCCGAUAA
Molecule: messenger RNA, 2169 nt
Organism: Zingiber officinale
Lineage: Eukaryota; Viridiplantae; Streptophyta; Magnoliopsida; Zingiberales; Zingiberaceae
Exons: 4
Coding region: 140-1951 (603 amino acids)
Source: RefSeq, a predicted model, not a curated record